GUGUGUGUGUGUGAGUGAAGAGGGGAAGAAUGGAUGGAAUGCUCUGCUUGGACGGACUCUCUGGAAAUGCAGAGGAUCCUUGUUGCUGUGGUCAGGCUGCUCCUCGCUGCUGCCGCUGCGUCUGCCCGUGUCUCAGGGCAGCUGGCCCCCGAGGAUCCGCCCCAGAACCUGUCUGUGUGGAACAUCACGUCCAAGUCCUUCUCUGUCUCUUGGGAUCCACCGACCAUCAUCACCGGGCGCUUCAGCUAUGUCCUGGAGCUCCACGGCCCUGCUGGUUUCAUGUUUGAAAACAGCACCAUUGAUAUGAAGCUGUCAUACUCCGGUCUCACCCCCUAUACGAACUACAGGCUGGUUAUUCGAGCUAAAUCCGCUGGUGCUCUUGGACCAGAGGCGGUAACCACUGUUCUGACUCCAGCAGAGGCUCCCAGUGCCGUGAAUGACCUCACCACCACGGCAAUUGACUCCACAUCGGUGAAGCUGUCAUGGAGGAGUCCCAGCCAUCCCAAUGGACUAAUCACCCAGUACAAGAUUCUGGUUCUCAUCCAGGACACAGUGGUGCAGAACAUCACUCUCACUGGAAGGGAAAAUGUGGAGGGUAACAGGUUACUCAGGGCCAGAAGGGAUAUCAUCGAUCUUCUGCCACAAUCUCACGGAAGAUCAGUCAACUUCAACCCAACAACUUCGCUGCCUUUAUCCCAAGGCACAGCAUUUCCCCUGUCUACCACAAGUCGUUCUGACAAAGGCACCACCCAAACAGCCUCCACCCAAACGCCGACCCCCCUGGCGCUCACCCUCUCUCCCACGGCCUCACCUCCAGCCUGGCUAACAGCCACCAUUCCCUCCCGGGCAUCUGAUGGUCAUGUACAGGAUGUAUCCACCACCCCGACUGGCACUGCUCCUACGGGGACGAUGCAGGCUUUCACUGCUCCCAUUGGCUCUGACCCGACUCAGACCCGGCUCUCCACACGCUCCGCUACUCCAGGUGAUGUCACAGAAGUCAUGGUUCCCACCGUAGAAGUGAUCGACAUGUCCGCUGAUCCGAUCUCCUACGUGGUUCAAAACCUCAGUCCCUUUACAGAAUACACAUUCACCGUUUCUGCCUUCACUACUGUCGGGGAAGGACCUGUGGUGGAAAUUGUGGCGAAAACUAGGGAGCAGGUGCCAAGCUCUGUUCAAAGCAUCUCUUGCCAAAAUGUAAGCACCACCUCCAUCCUGGUGUCGUGGGAACCUCCUCUGUACCCAAACGGCAAGAUCACGCAUUAUACUGUCUAUGGGCUGGACCUGAGCAACCAAGAGUCUUUCAAGUGGGUUACCAAUGAGACCAGUAUCAUCCUUACAGAACUGAAGAAAUACACCCGAUAUAAGCUGCGAGUGGCGGCCUCUACAGCCGUGGGAGAGAGCUCCCUGUCUGAGGAGGACGACGUCUUUGCCGUCACCAUGGAAGACGAGCCUGAGUCACCCCCGGUGAACCUAGCUGUUUACAACACCACCUCUUCCACGGCCGUGGUCACAUGGUGGCCACCCGAGGCACCCAAUGGGAUAAUCACGCUCUACAAGAUCUUCUUUUGGAACUCCACGCUUGGCGCGGUGGUCAACAGCACAUCCCCAAACGUUACGCUUCGUGGUUUGAAACCCUUCUCUUUCUACAACGUGUCUGUCAGAGCUUACACCAAGUAUGGACAUGGAAAUCAAACAUCUGCUGUUUUGGAGAUCUUGACCGCUGAAGAUGUUCCUGGAAGCCCCCCCUUCAACCUUACCUACGAAAGCAUCAACUCCACUGAGGUGUUGGUCUCCUGGCAACCACCCCUGCUUGCCAACGGCAUCAUCUUGUUCUACACGGUGGAGUAUUGGAACUCUACCCACAACCUCAACCUCAGCACCCCCGGAACCGCGGUCCGCCUGUCCAAUCUCCGCAAGUUUGCCCGUUACCGCGUGAUGAUCCAGGCCAACACCCGGCUGGGCAGCGGGAACCAGACCAGUGAGAUCCUUAACAUCACCACGCUGGAGGAUGUUCCGGACGGGCCGAUCCACAAUCUCACGGCCCUGAACUUCUCCUCCACUGCCAUCAUCGUGAGCUGGGACCCCCCCGUCUCACCCAACGGGCGGGUCUUCUACCACCUGACCCUCAAGGAGGCACGCGACGCCUCGGGCAACCGGACGGACAAGACGACCAGCGACACGGUGUUCCUGUUCACCAAGCUGAAGAAGUACACUGACUACGUGCUGACUGUCACACCAGCCACCUCUGCUGGCCACUCGGAGAACAGCACCACCCUUCUCCACUUGAGGACCGACGAUGACAUUCCCUCAUCGCCACCAGUGAUGGUCUCCAGUAGAAACAUCACUUCCUCAUCCAUCCACCUAUCCUGGCUGCCCCCAGCAGAGCCCAACGGCAUCAUCACUGGGUAUUCAUUGGUGGUGCAAGGGCAAGAAGGCUCCACCUCCAGCAGCACCUCCAACAGCACCAUGACGCUCACUGGGCUGAUGCCCUUCUCUCCCUACAACGUGUCCCUCGCAGCGGUCACCCGCCGGGGCACGGGGCCCAUCCUCACUCUGCUUCUCCACACCGAUGAAACUGGCCCCGCCUCCCCGCCCAGGAACCUGAGUAUCCUGAACCACACGGCAGAUUCUGUGUGGCUGGCCUGGGAGCCCAGCCCUGACCCCAACGGCAUGGUCCAGUUCUAUGGCUUUAAGAUCAUGGAGCUCAACAGGCAUAUUUAUACAUACUGGAAUUCAUCUGGGCCAGCCACUCGAGCCCAUCUGACGGGAUUCCGACCUCACAGCACGUACCAGAUCAGCGUGUGCACCUUCACCAGGGUGGGGAACGGCGAUCAAUACAGCGGGCCCGUCACGUUUAAAACCAACGAGUCAGUGUCAGGUCCUGUCGGGAACCUCUCCUGUUCCGGCUUGAAGUGGGACUCCGUGCUCCUGCAGUGGGAGCUGCCAGUCGACCCUAAUGGAGAGAUCACUCACUACCGGAUCCAGUUCUCGGAGCAGGAGCAGGAGCUGAAUGCCUCCGUGAACCAUCACAGCAUCGGGGGCCUGCUGGCUGACUCCCAGCACACCUUCAGCGUGACGGCGGUCAACUCAGUCGGGCCUGGAGAACACGCGAUAUGCACUACCAGUACGCCACCUGAAAAAGUCCCAGGACCUCCAAGACUCCUAAAUGUAACUGAAGUCCAGGCAACCGAGGUGUCUCUAAGCUGGUUUCCUCCAGAGGAGGUUCUGGGGUACUUGAGGGAGUACCUCAUCGUGGUCCAGCUACUAUCCCAAAGCUGCCAGGAUUGGACCUCUCCUGGCUGCCUGGAGAGCCAGAACGAGGAGCACAUCAGCGGGACAAGAAGUAUCCUACAGUACACCCUCAAGUCCCUCUUCAAAUACAGGAGUUACAGGUUCAGGGUGUCGGCCUGCACCAACGCGGGCUACGGCAACGCCUCAGACUGGGUGUAUGCAAGGACCCUAGCGGGCGACCCUGAUGCCCCUCCCCGUGCCGUGUCUGUGUUGCCCGCCUCCAACAGCCUCAACAUCCAAUGGAAGGCCCCGGAGGUGCUGUCAGGCCCCACCUCCUAUCUCGUUGAUGUCGUCCCACUCGACGGCCUGGGCACCAACCUGACGGUGGUGCGAAGACCCGGGGAGAUUCGGGCGGUGGUAGUGUCCAACCUCACGGCCUUCACCCGCUAUGCUGUGACUGUGACGGCCUUCACAGGGGACGUGAGGGAUGCCAGAAUGAAUGGCAAAGCCAGUGAAGCGGUGCACGUCAGGACGCUAGAGAAUGAACCGAAAGAUCCUCCCAAAAACAUCACCCUGCACCUGAUUCCAGAGGAGGUGACCAGGGUCCGAGUGACAUUUUCUCCACCUGACGUUCCCAAUGGCAGAAUCAUCGGCUACAGUGCCAUGGUCUACACGGGAGACGAGCUGGCCUUCCAUAUCCAGCAGCUCCCGGUCCAUCAGUAUGAAAACGGGACCAUUGCUGCCAUCAUAGAUGGACUCAAGGGCGGCUACAGCUACCACAUUCAGAUUUCUGCCAUCAACAGGGCUGGCACAGGACCCAGUUCGGAGGUGAAAGUCACAACAGGAAUUCAGCCUCCUCCCAAGCCCAAUAAGAGACCCCUGCCUGCUCUGACCCCAAGUGGAGCUAUCAUGGUCACCACCAGAACCAUCACUAUCCAGAUGCCCAUUUGCUUCUUCUCUGAUGCCCACGGGCCCAUCCAGAAAGUGCAAGUCAUCGUCGCAGAAAAUGGAGUGAUGAAUGAGCACAACGUGACCAACUGGAAGAAUGCCUUCUACUACAAGCCUGCGCCGUACAUCACCGAUGAAGGCUUUCUGAACCCCAACUGCCAUGACAUCAUGAGCAGAAAUGCUGCACAGGAAGACACGUAUGUGAUUGGGAAGGAGGACGGCUGUGCCUCUCCUGAGAAGGACCAGGCCUUCUGCAACGGGCCUCUAAAGCCAAGGACACAUUAUGUGUUUAAAUUCCGCGCAACAAACAUGAAAGGACAAUAUACUGAUUCUGAAUACUCUGAUCGUAUAAAAACCUCAGAUGACCAGUUGCUGACUCGAGAUGAGGAGAUCAUCUUGGGAGUGCUCUUAUCCCUCCUCCUCGUCUUCUUCCUCAUAGUGAUCAUCUACGCUUUUGUAAGAAUCCACCAAAAGCAAAAGGAGGGUGGUACUUACUCCCCGCGGGACGCGGAGAUCAUUGACACCAAGCUGAAGCUGGACCAGCUGAUUGCAGUGGCGGACCUGGAGCUGAAGGAGGAGAAGCUGAACCGGUACUCCUCGUUUUUCUUCAGACGGAAGGAGAUAUUUGUCAUCCAGCUGCUCAGUUACAGAAAGCCUCUCAGACCCAUCAGCAAAAAGACCUUUCUGCAGCAUGUAGAGGACCUGUGCACCAAUGACAAUGCCAAGUUCCAGGAGGAAUUUGCGGAACUCCCCAAGGUUCUGCCGGACCUUGCGACUGCCGACGCCGAUCUGCCGUGGAACAGAUCCAAGAACCGCUUCACAAAUAUCAAGCCAUACAACAAUAACCGUGUGAAGUUGCUGUCAGAGCCCGGCAUUCCAGGGUCAGACUACAUCAACGCCAGCUUCGUCUCGGGCUAUUUGUGCCCCAACGAGUUCAUCGCCACGCAGGGCCCGCUGCCGGGCACGGUGGGCGACUUCUGGAGGAUGGUGUGGGAGACGCGUACCCGCACCAUAGCCAUGCUGACCCAGUGCUUUGAGAAGGGCAGGAUCCGCUGUCACCAGUACUGGCCCGAGGACAACAAGCCUGUCACCGUGUUCGGUGACAUCGUCAUCACCAAGCUAGCAGAGGAUGUGUUCCCAGACUGGACCGUGCGAGUCCUUAAAGUCGAGAGGCAUGGGGACUACAUGGUUGUGAACCACUUCAACUUCACAUCCUGGCCGGAGCACGGCGUGCCGGAAUCCAGCGCCACCCUAAUUCAGUUCGUGAAGUCCAUCCGCGCCAACAGAGGACGGGACAACUCCAAUAUUGUGGUGCACUGCAGUGCUGGAGUGGGCCGCACUGGUGUCUUCAUUGCCCUGGACCACCUGGUCCAACACGUGAGGGACCACGACUUUGUGGACGUGUACGGCCUAGUGGCGGAGCUGCGCAGUGAGCGCAUGUGCAUGGUGCAGAACCUGGCGCAGUACAUGUUCCUGCACCAGAGCACACUGGACCUCCUCUCAAGUAAAGGAAAUAGCCAGUCAAUCUGGUUUGUUAGCUAUUCAGCCCUGGAAAAGAUGGACUCUCUGGAUGCUAUGGAAGGUGAUGUUGAGCUUGAAUGGGAGGAAACCACGAUGUGAAGAUCUCAAUGAUAUGCAAUCAUCAUGUUUCAGCAUUCGCCUUGCAGAGGAGUUCAGAGACUCUGUAUCUUUUGAACGCUAAAGCCAAAUCCUUGUAAAUAGACAACUGUGGAAAAAGCUAUUUUCAGUGCUGUGGCUCUCACCAGAACACGAAGAACGACUUCCGCUUAGUCAGUAUCUGAAUAGUAAAUGUAUAUAAUGACCGCUUACAGUAUCUAUUUAAGCAAGCAAAGCUAUCUUGCACUGACAAAUCUCUCUUUAUAUGUGGUACUUCAGGUCGGGUUGCUGUUGCAUAUACCUGUGUGAGAUACAUGAAGCCAAAGCUGUAUUUUGACAGUAUGUUGUCGUUACGUACUAUUGAAUGUAUUUGGUGUGUGUGAUGUGUGUUUACGGUGGACAUCGAACAUUGGAGUGUUACUGCAAAGUA
Molecule: messenger RNA, 6226 nt
Organism: Paramormyrops kingsleyae
Lineage: Eukaryota; Metazoa; Chordata; Actinopteri; Osteoglossiformes; Mormyridae
Gene: ptprq
Product: protein tyrosine phosphatase receptor type Q
Biological process (GO): peptidyl-tyrosine dephosphorylation involved in inactivation of protein kinase activity
Cellular component (GO): signaling receptor complex
Molecular function (GO): protein tyrosine phosphatase activity; protein binding
Source: RefSeq, a predicted model, not a curated record